AUGUCGUCCGCACUCGAUGGUGAUGCGUUCCCGUCGCUCUCGACCCAGGCCAACACGAACGGUAUCGCUGCCGACCACGGCUCUUCGACCGGUGCGACUGCCACGUCGGCGUCGGCUUCCCGCGCGCAAUCCGCUCCCCUCUCGGCGGCCCAGCUCAUGCAGCAAGCCCACGCCUCGAGAGCCUCGUCCACCGCGCAAGCCAAGCCUCAAAACGACAUCUUGACCGAGGACCCGUUCCCGCCCGAGAAGCUCAUCAGCGAGGAUCCGUACCCGUCGCUGUGGGGUCCCUCCGCCGGCGCCGGUGCCGGUGCGGUAGCAGGUGCUGCCUCGGCCGAUGCGUCCGCAUCGUCGUCGGCAUCUCCCGCUCAGACUCAAGCUGCCAAGAAGGCCCUCGACGUCUCGGACGAGUCGGCCUUCCCUUCCCUCGGCGGGAUCGCCGCAGCACCGCGGGCCGUGUCGGCCGCGUCGUGGGGCGGCGGCGGAGGCGGAUCGGUGGCUCAACGUCUUCAAGCUGCUGCCGCCUCCAACUCGUCCGAAGCCUCGCGUUCAGCUACGACCCAACAAUCGAAUGGAGGUGACGACAACCGCUCCGCCGCCACCGGUGCUCCCAACGCGACCGCUACCGUCCAACUCGCCCAGUCCGAGAUCCACAUCCAGGCCCCCUCGGGUCCCGGUGCCGGUCGAGGUCGUGGUCAGACCUUCUCCAACGCUCGCGAAGUCGAACCGACGACCUUGGGCGAGGUGAUGAAGCUGCUCAUGAAGCGUAAUCCUACCGUCACCGUCGAAGCCUCGACCGUCCGCGGCACGACGACCUUCAUCAUCAAGGGCAAAGGUAGCAAGGCUGACGACGAUGUCGCCAAGGUCAAGCGAGACCUGCUCGCGAGGUUGGCCAAAAAGGUCUCGAUCGAGAUCAAGGUCCCUGCUAGCACGCGUGGUUUCAUUGUUGGAGCUAAAGGUAAGAAUCGGAGGUCCGACGAGUCACCGCUGGGCCGCGGGCUAAUGUCAAUCCGUGAAAUGAUGAUCCUCUAGGUCGCACUCUCAAGUCCAUCACCGACUCCACCGGAGCCAACGUACAAUUGCCGAAUCGUGAUACCAUCCAGGAUGCCAACGACGCCAACGAGGACCACACUAACGAUGAACCCGAAGGUCCCGACGGCCCGCUCAUUUCUAUCACUAUCUCGGGCGACUCGAGCGCAGUCGAGGAGGCACGUCAACAGGUCAUGGCCAUCGUGUCGGAACGCGUGUCCAAGGUCACGACCAAGCUCGACUCGGUGCCCAAGGAGUUCUGGGAGCUGCUUCGUGGCUCAAAGGGCUCCAAGAUCAACGCUAUCGUCGAGAGCGUCGGAGCGACGGGCUCGGUCAACGUGUCCAUCCCGCGCAAUUUUGAACGACGGGGUGUCGCUGCGUCGAGCGGCGCGGACGCUGACGACAAGGCUGAGCCGGCUAUGGAAAAGGCUAUCUCGAUCAACGGCGAGCGCGAGGCCGUGACCAAGGUCGUCGCUGCUAUCGAAGCCGAGGUGGCCGAGCUUAAGCGCUCGACGACGACGGUUUCGAUCAAGAUCAACAAGCGACAGCACCGUUUCCUCGUUGGUGCGACCGCGGAUGCCAUUCUCGAAGAGGCGCAAUGCUCGAUCGAUCUUCCCCCUGCCGAGUCGCCGGACGACAACAUCACGCUGCGCGGCACGAGCGAGAACCUCAUCCGUGCGUUCGGGCUAGUCAUGCAAAAGGCGAACGCGACGCCCAUCGAGUCGCUCGACUUGUUGACCGCCCACGCCGGUACCCACGAUCGAAAAGUCUACGCUUCGCACCUCGCUCGCUACGUCCUGCGCAGGAGCAAAUUCCGUACCUUGUCCGACGCGAAUCAUGUACAGAUCUUCCUACCUCGUGAGGCCGCCAUCGAACGUGGUGACGCUCAACUCGAAAUCGUCGGCCAAGACAAGGAGGGACUUGCCGCCGCUCGCCAAGCCGUCAUUGACAUAGUGCGCAAGCUGCCGCCUGCAGUCUUCGCGAUCGUCGAGGUCGAUAGCCUGAUCCACCGACACAUCAUCGGCAAGGGCGGUAAGUCGAUCAAGGCCUUGGAGGAGAAGCGGGGCGUCGACGUCAUCUUCCCUCCUGAUGGAGAGGACCGCAGCGACAUCUUGCUCGUUUCCGCCAGUGCCUCUUCUCCUGCUGCGGCCGCCGAGGCGCUUGGUGCUGCUCGGGAGGAGAUCCUUGGCCUGGCCAAGGACGCGGCAGAUAUCAAGGUCGAGACGAUCUCGAUACCAGCUUCGCUCCACGGUGCUGUUAUCGGCAAGGACGGCACGACUCUGAAUGCCGUCAUCGGUGAGGACAAGCUCGUCAACGUUCGCUUCGGAUCCACUGGACCCAAGGACGCUAGCAAGACGAAUGGCUCAAGUCAGAAGGAGGAGAACGCGGUCGUCAUCCGCGGGCCCUCUGAAGAGGUCAAGCGUGUCAAGAACGAGCUCGAGCGCAUCGCCGAAGACGCCCGAAACCAGGAGAUCGUGAACUCUCAUGUGCGUUCAGUUUGAUAGUAGGCCCUGAACUUUAAAGACUGACCGACUUACUGGCAAUCAACCCCUCGAUCACAGAUCGUAGAAUUCGAGAUGGACACUGUUCACGUACGACACAUCGUUGGGAAAGCCGGAGCCGGAGUCAACAAGUUGCGGGAAGAACUCGGCAUUCGCGUCGACAUUGAGGAGCUUGGUGGCGCCGGCGCUGCCGCUACUUCCUCAGCUGCUCCCAAGAAGAAAACUGCAACCGGCUCAUCGGCCCGCAGCAAGAUCACGAUCAAGGGUCGAAAGGAAAAUGCGGAGGAGGCCAAGCGGCGUAUCCAAUCGUUGGUGACCAAGAUCGCCGACGAGGUCACGCUGAUGUUGACGAUCCCGUCCUCCCUCGACCGCGGCUCGUUAAUUGGCAAGCAAGGUGCCUACCUCAAGCGGCUUGAGGACAAGUACGAAGUCCGCAUCAACUUCCCCCGCAACAACCGAGGCGACGAGGAGGAUGCGUCAUCGGGCAAAUCGAACGAAGUCACCGUUCGCGGCCCUAAGAAGGGAGCUGACGCUGCCAAGGGCGAGCUCGUCGCUCUCAUUGCGUACGAGCAGGAGAACGGAAAUGUCGUCACCUUCACCGUAUCAACCAAGUCCCUUCCCCGUAUUCUCGGCAAGGCCGGAGCCUCGGUCAACCAAAUCAGGGAUGACACCGGCGUUCAAUCGAUCGACGUCGACCAGCAAGGCGACGAUGCGCCGACGGCCACGAUCUCCCUCCGAGGUACCGAGGCGGCGACUAAAGCGGCCCAGGCGGCGAUCAUGGCCAUCGCCAAAGAGGUUGACGAUGAGGCCCGAUUCACCCUCGAGAUCCCUCGCGCUUUCCACACGACCUUGAUUGGUUCCGGAGGGUCGAGCAUUCGUGAACUCAUCGCCAGGGCCGGAGGCCCAACCGACGCCCGUGCAUCGGGCAACACCGUCCGAUUCCCCCGUCAAGGCGAAGCCGACGACAAGGUCACCAUCACCGCUCCCAGAGCGGUGGCGGAAAAGAUCCGCGCUUCCUUGGAGAAGGAAGUGGCCAACUUGAAGUCGCGUGUCGUCUGGGGUGUCGCCGUGCCGCAAUCGGCGCAUGCAUCUAUCAUCGGAAAGGGCGCGUCUGCUCUGCAGGAGUUCCAGCGCAAGCAUGGCGUAAAGGUCGUCAUGCCCGGAUGGAAGGACUAUGCCGAGACCGGAGAAAUUGAGAACGCCGCCGACGUCGCCGAUGCGGCCCAGAACGAUACCGUCAAGAUUGUUGGACCCAAGGAAGCUGCUGUCGCCGCCGCUGCCGAGCUUUCCAAGUUGCGACCAAGCGCCAGUUCGGCCGCGGUCAAGCUGACCAUUUCCGUGCCCAAGCGCCACCACGCCCAGAUCGCCCAAGGUGGUCGUUUCUUCCGGUCGUUGCCGUCGGGUACUCGCGUCACCCAUGAUGGAGUUAAGCCUCCCUCGUCGAGUGGCAAGAGCAAGAAGCUCCCCACCCCUACAGGCAACAACGCCGCCGCAUCCGCUCGUAUCGACGAUGACGAGGGUACGGCCGAAGCGGCUGUGCAAUUCGAGCUCCUCUCGCUUCACGACGAAGAGGAAUCGGACGACAAGAGCGAGAUCCCGUGGGUCAUCGAGUCGUCGUCGCAGGAGAACGCUGACAAGGUCGCGGCUGAGAUCCGCAAGCUGCUCGACCAGUCCGACAAGGCCACACAUGUCGGCUGGGUCACCGUUCCUCGCGGCAGCAGUGAGUUCUCCGUCUCUUACUGUGAAUACAGUCCAGAUCCUGAUGUCUGAGCUGACGUUUGCUUCCCCACAGUGCCUCGCAUCGUUGGCCGAGGCGGAUCAGGACUCGAUCAAUUGCGCGCGUUCGGCGUCGAGAUCGAAGUCGUCGGCAAGCGCGAUGCCAACCGUAAGCCCCCCCCCGGCCCCUAUCCGCCCUUCCGUUCAAAGCUCAUCGGUAUAACUUUACUCGUACUCCAGAACUCACUCUUGUGGGUACGCCCGCGACGAUCGAGCAAGCUCACCAACGCAUCGUCGAACUUGCCGCACCUCGUCCGCCACGGCAAUACCGCAACCGCGAGGAUGACUAUUAA
Molecule: messenger RNA, 4597 nt
Organism: Microbotryum saponariae
Lineage: Eukaryota; Fungi; Basidiomycota; Microbotryomycetes; Microbotryales; Microbotryaceae
Source: the annotation of a GenBank genome assembly